UUGAGAGAGGCAGAGAAGAAAACAAAAGGCGAUUAGGGUUUAAGCAGAAACCCUAGAGAAACCCUAGAGAGAGAGAAUGGGGAAGACGACGUAUAUGCGGUUGAAGGGAAGCCAGAGUAUGAGGCAAAGGCUGCUUCUGGCGACGCUUUCUUCGACUCCGAUAAUCAUCGAAGAGAUUCGUGCCGAUGAUAUGAUUCCCGGUCUCCGUCCACACGAGAUUUCUCUUCUUCGUCUCUUCGAGAUUGUUUCCGAUGACUGCGUCGUCGAGAUUAACGAAACUGGAACCAAGCUAAAGUACAAACCUGGGAUUAUAAUGGGAGGGAAGAACUUGGUUCAUCACUGUGGGCUGAAUCGAUCUAUCGGCUAUUUUUUGGAGCCAUUGCUUGUGUUGGGGCUGUUUGGAAAGAAACCCCUUUCGAUAAGACUCAAAGGAAUUACAAAUGAUUCAAGGGACCCAAGCAUCGAUACAUUUCGUUCUACCACGUUACACAUAUUAAAGCGUUUCGGAGUUCCUGCAGAAGGGUUGGAUCUAAAGAUAGAAGCUCGUGGGGUAGCACCGGAAGGGGGUGGAGAAGUUGUCUUAACAGUCCCUAACGUUCAGAGUCUAACUGCAGUCCAGUGGAUGGAUGAAGGAAUGGUUAAGAGGAUACGAGGUGUGACUUUCUCCACAAAAGUUUCCACCGACUUUGAACAUUCUAUGAGAUAUGCAGCUCGUGGAAUCUUUAACAACCUUCUUCCCGAUGUUCACAUCUUCUCUGAUCACAGAGCUGGUCCACAGGCUGGAAAAUCCCCCGGUUACGGGAUAUCAAUUGUAGCAGAAACCACUUCAGGGUGUUACAUCUCUGCCGAUACCGCGGUCUCUUGUGGAAGAGUAGAUGAAACGGGUGAACUCGAAGCAGAGAAGAAAGAGAGAAUGCCUGCAGAGUACACAGGUGAGGAAACAGCGUCCUGUCUUCUUCGGGAGAUUGAAAAAGGCGGAGUUAUUGAUUCAACACACCGGGGUCUGUUGUUUAUACUGUGUGCACUAUGCCCGCAAGAUGUAUCGAAGGUUCGUGUGGGAACAUUGUCUCGACACGAAUUCGAGACAUUCGCCGAGACAUUGAGGAACAUAAGAGACUUUUUGGGGGUUAAGUUUGGGAUAGAAACUGAUCCAUCGACCGGGACGGUGAUAAUGAAGUGUGUAGGAAGCGGUUUGAAGAACCUUUCGAGAAAGUUGUCGUGAUCUUUUUGAGCUUCUUUCUGCUGAAUCUAAUCACAAAAAUUGACAAGGGAAAGUUAGCAUCAAGUGAUGAAGGAGAUCCCCUUCUGUUGCCAGUUUUGGUUCUCGUUGAAGUGGGACGAGUUAACAGUCACAGAAUGCCUGUAAGAGAAUAAUGAGCAAAGAAUCAUUACCAAUGAUAAAUUAACAGUAGAAUCUUA
Molecule: messenger RNA, 1419 nt
Organism: Tarenaya hassleriana
Lineage: Eukaryota; Viridiplantae; Streptophyta; Magnoliopsida; Brassicales; Cleomaceae
Product: probable RNA 3'-terminal phosphate cyclase-like protein
Exons: 6
Coding region: 77-1222 (381 amino acids)
Biological process (GO): endonucleolytic cleavage of tricistronic rRNA transcript (SSU-rRNA, 5.8S rRNA, LSU-rRNA); ribosome biogenesis
Cellular component (GO): nucleolus
Molecular function (GO): RNA endonuclease activity
Source: RefSeq, a predicted model, not a curated record